Agelaius phoeniceus (red-winged blackbird) is the source of this 3225-nucleotide messenger RNA. Lineage: Eukaryota; Metazoa; Chordata; Aves; Passeriformes; Icteridae. The record is from RefSeq and is a predicted model, not a curated record.
GGACAAAGGCGGAUCGAGGCCGAGCGGACGGAGCCAUUCCCUGCAGCCCUGCCUGAAUUCGCAGCCCCCACCUGUGGGAUCAUCGCCCCCCCCAUGGCUCCGGAUUUCCCAUUGCCAACACUCGGCAGCCUGUGAGGAAGAGGAAGAUGCCCCAGGGACACUGAGGCAGAGCAGGAGCUGAGCAUGGAGAGCAGGGAGGACAAAUGCCCACGGCAGAACCUGGUGGCAGAGGCCGUUUUGAGCGGCUCCACGGCGCAGGAAGCCAACGGGGAGGAAAAGGCCCGGAGAUGCCGCACGAGGAGGGGCUGCAAACGCAGAUGGCGGGGAUGUGAGGGGGAAAGAGGAGAAGGUGGCCGGAGAUGGAGCCAGAGCUCGGAGCUGAUGCUCCAUGAGCAGCUCCACGAUGGGGAGAAGCCCCACACGUGCGUGGAGUGUGGGAAGAGCUUCAGGUGGAGCUCCAGCCUGGUCCUGCACCAGGUGAUCCACACUGGGGAACGGCCCUAUGAGUGUGGGCAGUGUGGGAUGAGCUUCAGACGGCGCUCGCACCUGGUCAGGCACCAGAGGAUCCACACCGGGGAGAGGCCCUACGAGUGUGGGGAGUGUGGGAAGAGCUUCAGCCGCAGCUCCAGCCUGAUCGAGCACCAGAGGACCCACACUGGGGAGAAGCCCUACGAGUGUGGGGAGUGUGGAAGGAGGUUCAGCCACAAUUCUGCCCUGAUCGUGCACCUGAAGAUCCACACAGGGGAGAGGCCCUACGAGUGUUCCGAGUGCGGGAAGGGCUUUAAGACCAGCUCCUAUCUCCUCCUGCACUAUCGGAUUCACACGGAGGAGAGGCCCUUCCAAUGCCCUGAGUGUGGGAAGGGGUUCAGGGACAACUCCACCCUGGUCCAGCAUCAACACAUCCACUCCAAGGAGAGACCCCACGAGUGUGGGGAGUGUGGGAAGAGCUUCAGAAGGAGCUCCCACCUGCUCAGCCACCAGAUGAUCCACAAUGGGGAGAGGCCCUACGAGUGUGGGCAGUGUGGGAAGAGCUUCAGCCGCAGCUCCAGCCUGAUCCAGCACCAGAACAUCCACACCGGGGAGAGACCCUACAAGUGCGGGCAGUGCGGGAAGAGCUUCAGCCACCAUUCCACCCUGGUCAGGCACCACAUGAUCCACACUGGGGAGAGGCCCUACGAGUGUUCCGUGUGUGGGAAGGGCUUUACCAGCAGCUCCCAUCUCCUCCUGCACUAUCGGAUCCACACAGAGGAGAGGCCCUUCCAAUGCCCCGACUGUGGCAAGGGAUUCAUGCAGAACUCCCACCUCAUCAUCCACCGGCGCAUCCACACCGGGGAGAGGCCCUACGAGUGUCCCCAGUGUGGGAAGAGCUUCACCUGCAGCUCUCACUUGACCCAACACCAACGGAGGCAGCACUCCAUUGCAGUUCUGUUUGCAGAGCGCUCAAUGGCCGAGCUCUGCCUGAAUUCGCAGCCCCCGCCUGUGGGAUCAUCGCCCCUUCCUCCCUAUCGAGCAGAGCAGGAGCUGAGCAUGGAGAGCAGGGAGGACAAAUGCCCGCGGCAGAACCUGGUGGCAGAGGCCGUUUUGAGCGGCUCCACGGCGCAGGAAGCCAACGGGGAGGAAAAGGCCCGGGCAUGCAGCACGAGGAGGGGCUGCGAAUGCAGAUGGCGGGGAUGUGAGGAGGAAAGAGCGGAAGGUGGCCAGACAUGGAGGCAGAGCUCGGAGCUGAUGCUCCAUGAGCAGUUCCAUGAUGGGGAGAAGCCCCACACGUGCGUGGAGUGUGGGAAGAGCUUCAGGUGGAACUGCCACCUGAUCAGGCACCAGAGGACCCACACUGGGGAGAAGCCCCACAUGUGCGUGGAGUGUGGGAAGAGCUUCAGUUGCAGCUCCCACCUGAUCAGGCACCAGAGGAGCCACACUGGAGAACGGCCCUCCAAGUGUGGGGAGUGUGGGAAGAGCUUCAGCCGGAGCUGCGACCUGAUCAACCACCAGAGGAUCCACACUGGGGAACGGCCCUACGAGUGUGGGGAGUGUGGGAAAAGCUUCAGCUGGAGGUCUCACCUGAUCAAGCACCAGAAGAUCCACAGUGGGGAGAAGCCCUACAAAUGUGGGGAGUGUGAGCAGAGCUUCAUUCGGAACUGCGACCUGAUCAGCCACCAGAGGAUCCACACAGGGGAGAGGCCCUACGAGUGUUCCGUGUGUGGGAUACGCUUCCGCCACAGCUCCAGCCUUACCUUGCACCAGAAAACCCACACAGGGGAGAAGCCCUUCGAGUGUGGGGAGUGUGGACAGAGCUUCAGCCAGAGGUUCAACCUCAUCACGCACCAGAGGAUCCACACAGGGGAGAGGCCCUACGAGUGUUCCAAGUGUGGGGAAGAAGUUUCAGACCAGCUCCAAACUCCUCCGGCACUAUCAGACUCACACAGAGGAGAGGCCCUUCCAAUGCCCCGUCUGCGGAAGGGAUUCAGGCAGAACUCCACCCUCAUCAUCCACCGGCGCAUCCACACAGGGGAGAGGCCCUACGAGUGUGAUAAAUGCAGGAAGAGUUUUCAGACCAGCUCCCAUCUCUUCCAGCACUAUUGGAUUCACAAAGAGGAGAGGCCCUUCGAAUGCCCUGACUGCGGGAGGGGGAUUCAAGCGCAACUGCACCCUCGUCAUCCACCGGCGCAUCCACACCGGGGAGAGGCCCUACGAGUGUCCCCAGUGUGGGAAGAGCUUCUCCAGCAGCUCUUGCUUAACCAAACACCAACGGAGGCACCGGUAAGGGAAGCCCUGCGAGUGCCCCGAGUGCGGGAAGAGCUUCGUGCGCUGCUGCAGCUCCCAUCCCCCACUGGAGGAGGCACUUUGGGCACAGCCCUGGUGAGCCACAGUCCCUGUGAUCCUUGUUAGGAACACAGGUGGCUUGUUUUCCUUUUGGUUUCACCUUAAUGUUUCUCUCUUCUCCAUCUCUUUGCACUCCAAAAGCCAAGAGGGAUGGAUCUGUCACCUCAAAACGAUCCUAAUCCCACUGAAAACAGCUCAAUAUUACCCCAAAAGAGAUCAUCCCCACCUCAGAAAACCUCAAUUCCACGCCAAACCCACUCGUUUCCAGAGCCACCAGGCUUAGAUGGGUUUGGGAGGAGACAGGCACAAGUGUGAUCCCUUUUUGGAGAGGUGGGAUGGGGAUUGUGUGGGGCUGGGUGUGUGGGAUGUAUUUGAUAGCAAAUAAAACUCUCAGACUUACUGAUU